Ilyonectria robusta is the source of this 579-nucleotide messenger RNA. RefSeq lists its product as uncharacterized. The transcript has 2 exons. The annotation marks the transcript as partial. The record is from RefSeq and is a predicted model, not a curated record. Lineage: Eukaryota; Fungi; Ascomycota; Sordariomycetes; Hypocreales; Nectriaceae.
CUGGCCCGGCGGCCAGGAGAGCUUCUUGUUGACCCAGUCUUCAGGGAUAGGCGGCCAGUUACUGGCGCAUCAGUUCUUCCAUUCGGCCUGUUUUGGCGCGUAGUUCUUGACCGUGUUCUUGGGCGCCGUCCCCUCCAAGUCGAGCAAAUAGAAGUCCAUGGCCGCCCGCACGCGAGUAUCUUCAAUAGCGAUAGAAUCCAUACUAAAUAGAUGACAAGAUACGGGGUCAGCUGGGCCCGGGAGGGUCGUGGUUGUGGCGCAAUUGCAGUACAAUUAAGGUGGACGACGGAGGUGGUGAUCGACGCGAUUUUGGUGGGAUUAUUUGCGGCCAUUUUUGGAAGGGCGGCGCAUACAAAGGCAAGUCAGCUGACCUUCGGUUUUGUCACUUUUUUCUGGUGGCCUGGGCGUUUGUAUGGGGUUUUUCGCGCAAAGGCGAAGGUCCUGUGGAGAGCCGUGACCUUCGAUUUUGGGGCCAGUUUGGCGCCAAAAUGCGCGGACCCACAGGGUCUUUGAGCGACCGAAAAACCGGUCUACGAUACCCCUGCACCUGUUACACCAUUUAAGGUUAAGGUUUCACUG